AUGAUGAUGACAGUUGGAAACCGGUGUCGCGAUUGUCUGCAACUCCUACUACCAGAAGAGAAAAGAAGAGAGAAGGAUACAACAACAAUAACCAUUUCGGGUAUGGAUUUGGAAAGUCGCAUCAAGGCAUAUCGCUUCGUAGCAUAUUCAGCGGUCACGUUUUCCGUCGUUGCCGUACUAUCUGUUUGUGUAACCUUACCUAUGGUUUACAAUUAUGUCCAUCACGUACGCCGGCAAAUGCACAACGAAAUAACGUUUUGCAGGGGAUCAGCAAAAGAUAUCUGGGCAGAAGUACAUGAGCUAAAGAAUAUUCCUUUUGCAAAGAAUCGUACAGCUCGUCAAGCUGGUUACGGAGGAGGUGGUGAUGCCGGUGUUAGCGGUGGUCAAGCAGCGCAAGGAGGAGGAGGGGGAGCGGGAGGAGGAGGAGGGGGAGGAGGUUGUGAUGCGUGUUGCUUACCAGGAGCAGCCGGACCACCGGGUCCACCAGGCAAACCCGGUAAACCAGGUAAACCUGGAGCUCCUGGUUUACCAGGCAGUCCUGGUAAACCACCAAGUCAACCUUGUGAACCAGUCACACCACCACCAUGCAGUCCCUGCCCACCAGGACCACCUGGACCACCUGGACCUCCUGGACCACCUGGAGAUGCUGGUGAACCAGGGGCACCAGGUCGACCUGGAGUAGAUGCACCACCAGGUGAACCUGGACCGAAAGGACCGCCAGGACCAGUUGGAGAACCUGGACCACCGGGACCACCAGGAGAUCCUGGAGCACCUGCGCCAAGUGAACCUCUCGUUCCCGGAGAACCCGGACCACCCGGAGAACCAGGACCACAAGGGCCACCUGGACCACCAGGCCGGCCAGGCAGCAAUGGUGCACCAGGUCCAGCUGGUCCGAAAGGACCACCUGGACCCGAUGGUCAACCAGGAGCAGACGGUGCACCGGGACAACCGGGACCGCCAGGACCACCAGGAACCCAGGGUGAAAAAGGAAUCUGUCCGAAGUAUUGUGCCAUUGAUGGCGGUGUAUUUUUCGAAGACGGUACUCGUCGUUAA
Messenger RNA from Acanthocheilonema viteae, 1053 nucleotides. Lineage: Eukaryota; Metazoa; Nematoda; Chromadorea; Rhabditida; Onchocercidae. The record is from the annotation of a GenBank genome assembly.